Cladocopium goreaui is the source of this 1980-nucleotide messenger RNA. The record is from the annotation of a GenBank genome assembly. NCBI's taxonomy places the organism in Eukaryota, Dinophyceae, Suessiales, Symbiodiniaceae.
GGGGCGCCCCAGGGCAUCAUCUUCUCUCCCCCGAGCCCAGUUCUUCAAUCUCCAGGGCCGCCACUUGCGAGAGCUGUCCGAGCUCGAAGCAACUCACCCAGGGUCCUAUGGACAGCUGAGACGGCUCAGCGUGCUAGACUAGUUGCCAAGGCACAAGCAGAUGUUUGCAUCGCUGUGGCGAGGGCAGCAAGCACUGGAGCAUUUGAAGCUGAGAUGAGUCCCAAACCCCAUGCACCUUUGGGACAGGACGUGGCUCAUGUGGCCGUGGCCCAUGUGGCUGCACCCAGAGUCAUCAGACAGGGUUCCUCUCCACGAGUGUUGCAGCGAGCUGUUUCGGCGCCGCCGGCUCAAGGUGUUCUGCAGUUUGUUCCUGUUGGCACUCCACAUGGAACCCCACAGGUUGGCUACAGACAGGUGCGGGGCAGCAGUCCACGCCUUGGCAGCCCUCGUCCCCAAGUAGCACAGGCAGCACAGGUGGCACAGGUGGCACAGCCAACCCCUCGCAGCCCUGGGCUGCCAACAGGUCGACCGCCCAACCCCAAUGCGGCCGGACGCCCCCCUGCAAAUCAGUCCCCGUUGAAACGGGCCUCGUCUCCCCGCAAUGUCUUUGGGAUGGAGAGUCCUGGAAGGAAGGCUUACACACCAUCUCCCAGUCCAAUGCAGCGCCAUAGGGAGGUUGCUAUGGUCAAGGCAUCAUCGACGCCACGUUUGCCACAUCGCAACGUUCGUGAGCAGAGUCCCCAGGGAGCGCCACGAUGGAUGAACUCACCCCAAGCACGUUCAGAGGAGUUGGAACGCGAGAAACGCAACCGUGAGGAACGGCUGAAGCGAUUGGAGGCCGAAACCCGAGAAGCACGGCAGCGUUUGCAGCAACGGCUACAUGCCUUGGAACAACAGCAGGAGUACAAGCAGAACUUGAAUGCGGCUGCCAAGGACCCUGUGACUCCAGAAAAGCCGAAAAAGAAAAUGGUUGAGGAAUGUCCAGCCACUCCUGAUAAGCCGCAAAGACAAGUAGUUGGAGAAGCAAAGUUGAAUGAGCAAAAGAGGAAGCCUUGCAACCUGGCGUGGCUGAUGAUGAAAAAAUUGGACAGCGUGCAGAAGGAGAAGCCAGCCCGAAGUCGAGAGGUGCUCCAGGCGGUGAGUGAUGAGCCUGAGAUUCCGUUGGAAGAGAUUCACAAGGAGAAGAAGGUGGGAGCUGGAAGUUUUGGCGCUGUUUGGAAAGCUCAUUGCCGUGGCCAGGCGGUAGCUGUCAAGUAUUGCCAAGUGAACAAGCCCAGCGAGGUGAAGAUGAUCAGGGAAGAAAUCAGCUACCUUCAGAAGCUACGCCAUCCGUGCUUGGUAUCUUUCGUCGGCUUUGCCCGUGAUGCUGGACAGGUACUCAUUGUCAUGGAGUUUAUGUCUGGCGGAUCCUUGUCGCAUAUUCUCUUCACCAAGAAGACGUUUCUUUCGUUCGACAGAAAAUCAGUGAUGGCUAGACAGAUUGCAGAAGGCCUCUCCUUUCUCCACGACCAGAACGUGGUGCAUCGGGAUCUAAAAACUGCAAACGUCAUUCUUGAUGAUGACCUGAAUUGUAAGAUCUGCGACUUUGGUCUUACCAUCACCUUGGAUCGAUCGCAUAUGACAGUGUAUGGCCUCCAAGGGUCUCCUCGCUACAUGGCACCUGAACAACUCGAUGCAAACGAGCACAAGCCGACCAAGAUCACAGAAAAGGUGGAUAUUUGGCAAAUGGGCUGCGUUCUAAUGGAGCUGUACUGCCAAAUUGUGCCCUUUGCCAAUCUCAGCAGCAUUGCUGCCAUCAUUGCAGAGCUUGUAGUGAAGAAGCGGGGACCCAUCAUCCCUGAGAAAACGGAUCCCAGAGCUCGUGUUCUCCUAGCAGCUUGCCUCCGACUCAAGCCAAAGGCCCGUCCGAGCGCUGAGAUACUGCUGGACACGUUACAAAAUCUCUGCUGGGAGACGAGUGGAGAAAACUCUGGAAAUUGA